AGAGAAUCAAUAAUUGCACCCGUUGGGGCCUGCACAUAAAUACUUGAAACCGACUUGAUAUUCUCUCUGCUCUCUCUUCUGAACUCUAGCACUCUAGCACUCUCACUCCCCCUCAGCUCUCUCUCUCUCUCUCUCUCUCUCUCUUCAGUUUCUUGAAACCCUUUGGCGCUCACCACGAUUCCAAUUCUUUUCCCAGCUGUGUAGAUAUAUACUGUGAAAGAUAUUCGGUGCUGUGCCGGUCGGCUUUGUGGCGAUCUGUCAUGAUUACUGAAAGGAAGGCCGCCAAGGCCUUCGGGGCGAAGACGGCUCGCGCCUGCGACAGCUGCUUGCGGCGGCGAGCCCGAUGGUACUGCACCGCAGACGAUGCCUUCCUCUGCCAGGGCUGCGACUCCUCCGUACACUCUGCGAACCAGCUGGCACGGCGGCACGAGAGGGUCCGCCUUGGGACGGCCUCGUCGUUGUCUUCCAGGAUCGGCUGUGGCGGCGGUGCCAAGUUGCCGUCGUCAGCCCCACCCCAAUUUGUCGACAAUUCAGCAGCUCCGGCGUGGCACGGCGGGUUCACCCGCAAGGCCCGGACGCCCCGGAUCAGCAAGAAGAUCCUGCUCCGGUCGCAGGCGAGGAAUAACCAUUGUGAGGACGACAAGGUCUCGAAACUGAACCUCACUCGUGACGACAAUUUCAUCGAUCACAACCUAGUUCCCGAGCUCGGCAACGACUUAGGAGGGUCACCAAACGAGAAUUACAAUGAAGAAGACGAAGAACAGUUCCUUUAUCGGGUGCCAGUUUUCAACCCUCUCGCGUCUGAAAUGAUUGGGGAUGAGAUGGCAGAUUUGUUGCGCGUGGGCGAUGAUGUUCUCCGAGAUGGGUCGUUCGACCUACCCUCCGACAUGGACCUUGCAGAGUUUGCGGCCGACGUGGAGAACUUGCUGAGCAACGACAACGAAGGAGGGACCGAGGAAGAUUUCGCAUGUGAUGUGAAAGACCUGGGAGUGUUGUUGGAGUGCAAAGAGGAAGGACAUCAUGAAGAAGGUGUGAUUGGGGUUUGCUUUGACAGGAGAGAUCAAGGAGUGGUUAAAGUGGAGGGAUUGGUGGGAGGAGGAGCCCUGGACUGCCACAUGGAGAUAGGGUUCGAUGCGACGGGCGCCGGUGAUGAUGUGGACUGGGACUUCGAUUUCUAUAACGACGACCACGUUCAGUCACUGGGGAUUGAAGAAAAGGAAGACGAAGAGAAGAAGAUGAGGAUGGUGAUAAGUGGUGAUGCAGAAGAACAGGCGACGAUGAAGAAGAAAAGGAAGAUGUUGUUGAGGCUGAAUUAUGAGGGUGUGAUGGCCGCUUGGGCCAGUCAAGGCUCUCCGUGGACAACUGGAGAUCGACCCGAUUUUGAACUUGACGAGGGAUGGCCUAACUCCAAUAUGGGUACCGCGAGCCAUUCCUUGAAGUAUCAUCUUCCCUUCGCAGAAGCGAUGGGGCUUAGGGCACAUGUUGGGGCCGAAGAUGGAGGGAGAGAAGCAAGAGUGUCGAGGUAUAGAGAGAAGAGAAGGACCCGGAUGUUCUCCAAGAAAAUAAGGUACCAAGUGAGGAAGCUCAAUGCCGAGAAGAGACCUCGGAUGAAAGGCCGCUUCGUCAAGCGGAUGUCCUUCAUCUAAUUGGCAAUCCUGUACGUGCUCAGUGCGGCUUUCUACACCGAACUGGAGAGUAUUCUGGUCUUCUUUAAUCAGGUUCUCAAACCAAUCAGGGAACUUCCAAAGACCAAGCCAUGUCCGUGGAUGGGCACUUUAGUGAGAGCCACACAUCUGGACUAAGCUUUUAGAGCAAUUCCCUGGUGAGUAGAGUUCUCGUAAUACAGUCGGUGGCCUUUUCUUGCUGGGCUUGAAAGAAUCGGUCAACCAGUAGUGAGGAGUUCCCUCCUGAAAGGGGAAUUACCUGGUGGGGCGCGACUCUCUUUUUCACGAGUAUCGCCACGUGGAUUAGGGAUCCUUCCUCGAAUGAACUCGUCCUGGGCUACUUUAGGAACGAGCAAGACUGGGUUAUAACAGCACGACAGAGAUUAAACAGCUCUUACCGGCUAAUUUGUAUACCGAUCACGAGUCUUUGUGAACAGUAUCUCAAACUUGGAGUUAACUUGCAUGUGAAUCUUAGUAUUUCUUGUAUUCUUCUAGAUUAAAUAAAUGCACAUUGGGAAUAAAUGUACCUCCUUCGAAUUCCUACAUUUUGGAGAGUUCAAGAUGGUAUAAGCACCUGUGGUUAUGUUUGA
This is a messenger RNA of Eucalyptus grandis, 2254 nucleotides long. RefSeq names its product zinc finger protein CONSTANS-LIKE 6. Gene Ontology annotation, cellular component: nucleus. NCBI's taxonomy places the organism in Eukaryota, Viridiplantae, Streptophyta, Magnoliopsida, Myrtales, Myrtaceae. Gene Ontology annotation, biological process: regulation of DNA-templated transcription. The record is from RefSeq and is a predicted model, not a curated record. Gene Ontology annotation, molecular function: zinc ion binding; protein binding. Bases 261 to 1646 code for a protein of 461 amino acids. The transcript is spliced from 3 exons.